GCGUGUAUCACAUGAGAGCGGGCAUCAUGGAGCCCACAGCGUGCGUCAGAGACCAAUCCACCACGAGAGAGCGUUUGGACCGGCUGACCGAUGCGUACAGGAGUCUUCUGAUGGGAUCGUGUCCCAGCCAAAGCGCUGCGGAUGUGGCUCUUCUCGUAUGUUCCGCGGUGCGUGGACUCGUCCCCGAUCACAGAGCACGUUCUCCGGCGGGGAUUUGCAAUGACAGCUGCGUGGAUGUGACCUGUCUCAGUUUGACUCUGCUGGAGAAGAUUACAUCCAACCUGACGUCUCGCAGCCUGUCUCCUGCAGUCACGUGGUACUGCGAGGACGUCCUGGCGCAGUCGUUUCAACACCUGUCUCUCAUGUCCCAUCUUAUUGACCAGUUCCAGAAUGAGGACCAGGUCGUCUCACAUCUCGCUGCUAAGGCCCUGUCUGCGUGUGUUUUCUAUCAGCUCCACCGAUCUGGUACAUUCAGUCCUGUUUGGCUGCAGAAGUGUGUGCAGGUAUUUUCCUGCUCAUCCCCUGGACCUGAAUUGGAUUCCUGCCUGUGGUCUCUCACUGAAGUCUUAAAAAGACUCCUCAAAGGACCUCAUCAAGCAGACAUCCUUGGGGAACUUCUGGCUGCUCUUGAUGCCAGCCUGAGUGCGUUAUGUCCAAAGUUUCUCCCUGAAGAGAGGGCAGCAGGAGCACAGUGUUUGAUGGACGCUACCUCUACGGCGGGUCUCCUGCUGGACCUGCUGGAGGUGCUGACUGCAUCCAGUCUGAUUGGUGGAGCUGGUGUCUGUCUGAGGAGUCAGAGAACAACCAUGAUUUACUCCUCAGCACUGCUGACCACGGUCAGCUGCUCGCCCCAGUACUUUGUCAAAAAGCGAGCGCUGCUGCUUCUGAAGAGAGCGGUGCUGCAGAAGGCUGGAGAGGACUGGGCUCCAGCAGGAGUGCUUUCCACUGGGCUCAGAUACAAGGACUUCCACUCGGACAUGAACAUGCUGGCUCACAGUGUGUUGACGGCGGUGGCUGCUGGUUGGUUGCACAGUGUCCAAGUGAAGUCUGCCUCUUACUUUGGGGGGACCAAACGCAUCAGAGGCGAGGAAGGCCACAAACCAGACUGUGUGAUGCUGAGAGCCGUCAGCCUGCUUCUUCUCAAGUCCAUGGAGCUUCACAUCCAAACAGCUGGAGCAACAGCAGGAGUAGACAGUGCCUCGGAGGUCUACGGGUAUCUGCAGAGUCUGUGGGGCUUCCUGAGGCGCUGCAGUGUCCAGCUGACGGGGGUCACUCACCCCUGCUGCUGGGUCAGCCUGCUGUUUGGGGACCAGGACGACGACAUGAUGGAGGCAGCAAAAGCUUUGUUUUCCAUAUUCCUCCAUCACAGACAGUGUUCUGGGUUGGAUGACCCUGCUUUGUUGGAGGCAGCCUGUGCCUGUGGCAGUAACCCUCACUGCCUCUUCCUGCUGCUGCUUCAGACCAUCUCCUUCGACCACAGCAUCCUCCUCGACUUCCUCAUCUCCACUGAAACCUGCUUUCUAGAGUACUUUGUGCGGUACCUCAAGUACCUUCGAGGGGACUGGCAGGGCUUCAUUGCAGCAUGUGGAAGAAUCAGCUCGCACAACUCUCCUCUUUCCCUGCGGCACUCCCUAACUGGGCCAGGUCGUGGCGACAUGUUGGUGACCUGUAAACGCGGGUCAGAUCAAAGAGUAGUCAGCUCCUGUGUACAGCCCACGGGUGGUAUUUUACCAGUGGGAACCAUCAAUCUUGUAGGGUACGAUAGUUCUGACCAAUCUGAUCCAGAGAACAUGGAGGUUUCUGAGGAGGAACACGGGGCCUCUGUCUGUGAGAGGAGUAGCUGUAGGGCCUUGGAUGUGAAACAAGAGAUUAGUGUCCCAGCGGCCUCUAAAGCGAACUCCCCUCUGCAAAGAAGACAGGAAGGGCCAUCAGCGCCAGUGCUGCAGAUUGAGCAACCGUCACCACGUCCAACCAUGUCGGGACAGCUGGGCUGUGAACCAUCAGCCAGAGCCGUGCUCUGCCUGUCACAGCUCAGAGAGGUGGUGACGAGGCUGCACACAAAGAAACUCUUCCCAUACAACCCUUCCUCGCUCUUAAAGCUCUUAGCCCAAGUAGAUAACUGUUCUUAGACUCACGUCUGAUCCAUUUCAAUACAUGAUAAGAUGAAUCAAAUCUGAAUCAAAGUGGUCCACUGUCUCGUAUCCCUCCCAUGAGUUCACUGCAUGUCCAGACUGUAACAUUGUGUCCAUCUGGAGAACCACAGACUACUACUUAAACUUAACAAUCCCUGGACGGGAAUUAUUCCUUCUCUUUUUUUCACAUGCAGCGGCCCAAGAUGACCACAUGCAGACAGGAGCUACACGUAAUAAGCUGCUCACUGUGACGUAUCUGUUGGCUUCUGUUUCAGUGGCAUUAUCCAAACAUCUGACUGUGCAUUACGAGGUUACUGUUCAAAGUGAACCAUUAGCACAUGUAGAGACAUCUUCUUGCACAGACACAGUCCAUCCAGUUUGUAUAACUGGAGCUGCCAUGUGUGACGUGACAAGAAAGGCUUGUGAAUGCAGACCACACUUAACUGCAGACCUUGUAUCUCAAUGAUAUGACGUAAUAUGAAGCCAUGACAUCUUCUCUUUACUUCGCAGUAAGUGGAUAAAUGGAAUGAGAGGAGUAAUUACUGGUUCCCCCUGAAGACUUCUGUUGAAGUAUUUGUGUUGCUCAUCAUGUCAUGUUUGCUUCAGCUCACCAUGAGGUGCAAAGCUGAAUGGGCUCAUUUGUGUCCCUGAAAAACAUAAUGGUUGUUAAGAACCACAGUUGGUGCAGUGCAUCCCCAGAUGUCUGAAGGAUGGAUCAAACAAACUGUCAAGCUGCACAAAAAGGGAAAUAUUUAUCUCAUUGACAGCGUUUUUUAAAAUGUUACUUUGAUUCCAUUUUUCAAAUAUAAAGACUAACUGGUUGUUUUAGUAUAUAUUCACACCGUGUUGACUGUCCCACCACGGUCAAAGAAGUGCACACAUGUAAGCUAGGAUCAAAUAACAUAAUCCUUUAUUAGUCCCACAGAGACAGAAAGAUUCGCAAGGUUACAGCAGAGUAAACUACCAAAUGAAAAAUACGAUGUAAUCAGCUUAAGUGGUUGUGCACACAUUUCUGAACAUGAAAUGGGAAGUGUUUGUUUAUAUUGCACGUAUACAUUGAUAUGCAUACUGAUAUUGCACAUGAUUGAAUGAGUAAUUUCCCAUGUUGUUAUUUGGUAAGUGGAGCUGAGCUUUUGCGCAGCCUGGCAGCAGCAGGGAGGAAGGACCUGCUUUACCCCGCCUUCUCACACCGGGGGGAAGCGGCAACCAUUCUUGAAUUGGCCUCCAAAUGCAAAACCAGUCCUGUUUGGGGGAGUUGUCUCAUUGUCGCCCCUCUAGCGCAACAAACAACAAAAAUACAUCUGAAAGCGAUUAACAAUCCCACCUGACCAGAUCAUAUCAGAGAAGUGCAAUUGAAUUCAUGCCAUUCCCUGAUAAAAUAUCAAGUAGAUGAAAGUGAAGUUUGUUGUUUCUAAAUUAAAGGACACAUGCUGGUCAAA
Messenger RNA from Gasterosteus aculeatus aculeatus (three-spined stickleback), 3571 nucleotides. RefSeq names its product lines homolog 1 (gene lins1). Lineage: Eukaryota; Metazoa; Chordata; Actinopteri; Perciformes; Gasterosteidae. The record is from RefSeq and is a predicted model, not a curated record.